AUGACGGACGCCGAGGGCGUGCAGCAGGAGCUGCAGGACUACCUGCACAAGAAGGGCAUCAACACGCUGUUCAUCAACCUGGUCGAGUCGCUGCUGCUGGCCAAGCCCGAGAACCCCAUCCUGCACAUCAUCCAGUACCUGCAGACCAACUUCCCGGAGGAGGCCACGCCGCGCCGCAAGUCUGGCGGCGGCAAGGAGGACAACCCGGCGGCCUCGCCCAACGUGCAAUACCACUCGGACGAGAGUGAGAGCGAGGACGAAGACGAAGGUGGAGACGCCGUGGGCGAGAUCGCUGCCCCCGUGCCGCCUCCGAAGAUCAUGGCCAAGGGACGACGCACUUCGGUGUCCGCUGAAACCAUCGACCCGCUGAGCGCGCGGCAGUUCGAGCGCGUGGUGCACCCCAAGUCGGCCGAGGAGCGGGAGGGAAUCAGUCGCAUGGUGGCCGAGAACAUUUUGUUCAAGUCGUUGGACGAGAAGCAGCACGACAUCGUGCUCGACGCCAUGUUCCCCAAGGAGUUCGAGCCCGGCGACAUUAUUAUCAAGCAGGGAGACGACGGAGACAAUUUUUACAUUCUCGAGAGCGGAGUCUGCGAGGUCUACAAGGACGACGAGCUCGUACAAACGUGCACGGAAGCUAUGUCUUUCGGUGAGUUGGCACUCAUGUACAACGCUCCCCGCGCUGCUACUGUGAAGGCAGUCCAGCACUCGAAGGCGUGGGCAUUAGAUCGGCAGACGUUCAAAUUCAUCAUCAUGGAGACGACAUUAAAGAAACGCGAGGCGCACAAGGGCUUCAUCGAGCGCGUACCGCUCCUCGAGUCUCUCAGCGAGUAUGAGCGACUCACCGUUGCAGAUGCGCUCAAGACGGAGACGUUCAGCGAUGGCGAGGUUAUCAUCACACAGGGCGAUGACGGUAACCUGUUUUACAUUAUUGAGGAAGGCACGGCAGUGUGUACGAAGCAGCUCUCACCCGCUGACCCGCCCGUGGAAAUGGGGCAGCUCACAUCAGGCGCGUACUUUGGCGAAAUCGCACUACUCACCACUCGACCUCGCCAGGCAACAGUAACCGCGAAGGGCAAGGUCAAAUGCCUCACGCUGGACCGUAAAACGUUCAAGCGCGUGAUGGGUCCGCUAGAAGACAUCUUGAAGCGCAACAUCGACAAGUACAACUCGGUCAUCGCCAACAACAUUUAA
This is a messenger RNA of Phytophthora sojae, 1191 nucleotides long. Its product is annotated as cyclic AMP-dependent protein kinase-like protein regulatory subunit. The transcript has 4 exons. Gene Ontology annotation, cellular component: cAMP-dependent protein kinase complex. Gene Ontology annotation, biological process: regulation of protein phosphorylation. The record is from RefSeq and is a predicted model, not a curated record. The coding region runs from base 1 to 1191 and encodes 396 amino acids. Gene Ontology annotation, molecular function: cAMP-dependent protein kinase regulator activity. NCBI's taxonomy places the organism in Eukaryota, Oomycota, Peronosporomycetes, Peronosporales, Peronosporaceae.